This is a messenger RNA of Melampsora larici-populina 98AG31, 1731 nucleotides long. RefSeq lists its product as uncharacterized. The transcript is spliced from 7 exons. NCBI's taxonomy places the organism in Eukaryota, Fungi, Basidiomycota, Pucciniomycetes, Pucciniales, Melampsoraceae. The coding region runs from base 1 to 1731 and encodes 576 amino acids. The record is from RefSeq and is a predicted model, not a curated record.
AUGGCCUCAACUCGAUCCCGCCCGCGCCGAGCAGCACCCAAAAAGUCUUCACCCCAAGCCUCCGUACCUACAACCAACAUAUCAAGAAAGAGACGUCGUACGAAUGACGCUCCUGAUGAAGAAAACUCUAUUGAUGGCCCUCUCGAUGCCCCGGACUCCAAUGCGAACCUAGACUCUUCUACCAUCCCUGAUUCACGCCUUGAGCCCAAUGAGUUCACUCCUCUCAAUGAUCUCCCUACCCUUACCAAUCAAACAGACCCUACUAUCAUUCGAAAAUGGCCACAGUCUCGCUGUAAGGAAGAGCUAGCCAAGAUGCGCCCAAAAGCAAACAAAUCAAUAUCAGAUCUGGUCCAAACGGAAAUAUUUGCUGCCUUUCAAAAGUGGGAGCAUACCAAGUUGAUGAUUUGUCUAGCUUCUAAUAUCACCCUACGGAUGUUCAACAAGGAAAUUGGCCUACUUUCACCAUCUCGGAAAACUAGCGACUAUGUUAACUACCUUCAAUUUUCCAAGAAGAACCAUUCUGAAAUCAUGCCCCAGCCUUCCGAUGAUCCGGAGUCCGUACAACAACUUGUUGAACGGAACAAGCGGGUUGGACACGGGUGGUCAGAGUUAAAUCCAGACGAACGAGGUGUUUUUGGUACUCGAAUCAUGUUAGCAUUGGCUGGCAUACCUGAUUUUGCUGCUGAACACGACAUUGAAGACGGUGAAGAAGAUACUGAUGGGGACAAGGUGAUUGCUGUGCCGGAGGUUACUAAGCUGACAUCCGACGAAGAAGAAUUGUACCGCCCACUGUACGAGAAACUUGUCGAUCAUGAUGUGCUCGUUUCAAAGCUUGGGACGGCUGUGCCUGGAAUUACUGAUAAACAGUUUAGCCGUCGGUCUCUUCGAAGUAUACAGAAAAUCAAUCAGAGUCUUAACGCUGAAUCCCAUCGUCAAGAAUUUGACUACUGGCUUGUUGCUGCCAGUACAGUACCACCUCUCAACCCCGGUCUAACUGGAUGGUGUAAGGUCUAUACAUCGAUGCCAGUAAUGUCAAAAUAUGUCACCAUCAAAGCCAAUUUUCCAUCGGUAUUUGCGGCUGUUGCUCAAGGAACUUCGAUCAUCAAUGCAGUUUCCAAUUGUGCAGGUGCCAACAAACCAGUCCAGCCUGUCGUGAAUUCUACGGAUCAGGAAAAAAAAAGAAUUAGAGGUGUAUUACUAGAGCAUCUAACUUCAGUCAAAGUAGUUGGCAAAAAACCUCGACAAGGAUUCCCACAAGGCGAAGAUCCUCAAACCAUCUUCAUCCAACGGGGUAUCCCGGCCCGCUUACAGCUCGACAAUGGCUCACUACUUACUCCAUCUGACUUGAAGCUUGGAUUUCUGAAGAUGAAUGCAGAGGGACGCCGCAAGUGGGAGAAAGAUGUUGAAACCUCGAAAUUUCGCUUUAUUUACGACGAUUCCAAACUUGGGGAAUGCCGAGAAGAGGGUGAAGAAGAGAUUCAAAGGCAAGAACAAGAACUUGAAGAAGAACUCCGCCGAGCUUCGGAUCGGUCAGAAGAUGAAGAAUCAGGGCCAAGGCAGAAGUCAUCUCGAUCAAAACGAUCUCAAAAUCGCACUCUUCAGAACGCUCAACCCGCUCAACAAACCUUGACUCAAGCAUCUGAAGAAGAAAAUAAUAAUGCAACAUCAACUCAGGUUGCAGGCUCACAAUCCACUCAAGAUGUCCCUAAUUUGAAUGCUGGGGAGUCCUAG